UUUUGAGGUGAGCCAUGCCACGCCCCUCCCGCUGCUUGGAUAGCAGAAGAUGCUGUGAGCAUGUCGGCUGUUCUGCUGUACAGUAGAUGAGCACUUUUGGAUCCCAGCAGCAGCACAUGAGCUACGUGCUGUUCCCUGCAUGGCCAAGGAUGCCUCAGAGUAUGUCACUUCCCUCAGUAAAUUGGUUUCCUCUUCUUUGUUCUUCCAGCAUUUUAGCCACACAACUGAAUUCCUGUCCUACCUGAUACUGUGUGUUGCCAAAAUGCCGUUCAUACCACCUGUGACGAUUGCACGCUCUGUGUCUGGACUGACAGGGAAGGAGAGAGCUGUCAGCAGCUCUUCAUCUACUCCUACUUUGGACAAGACGAGGGACCGAAGAGAAGACAGAGGCAGCUCAGUGAAGGAGAGACUGACUUUGAACCUUAAACAGCUGGGGAAAAAGAGCCAAGCCAGGAGUCACCUGACAACGGGAGCAGAGGUGCAGGCAAAGAGAAAGGACAGAUUGUUGCCCUCAUCACAAACUGACAGCUUCCCUGCAUCCAUCUCAGGGGAGUCUCUGUCCAAGACACAGCAGUCGAAACAAGGGAGCCAGAGUUUUGUGAAGAGUGAAUCAGAGGUGAAGAGAAGGAGCAGACAUGAGGAGGCGGCCCAUUUCACCCUGACACUCACACCUGAGGCUGUUCUGCUGCUGCAGCGCAGGAACAGUGAGAGACGUCAGCGUUCAGCAGCCAGAAAUGCUGAAAGUGCUGCGACUGCUGCUCCUGGAAAUGCCACAGAUUCCAGACGCAGAAGGGAAAACGUUUGUAAAAGGCAUCAAACGGCAGCGCAGAAACAAAGCACGCCCAACAGCAGAGCAGCUGUGAGAAACACCAGUGUGGCUGAACUGGGAGACAUAAGCUCAUUUCUGAAAAUCUCACUCCUGAACGAGCAACACAAGUAUGAUGAUGUGGAGUAUGAGGAAGAAGGGGACUGUGGUGUGGAUGAGCGCGUGGUUUUGAAAUGUACCGAGUGGCUCCGUGGGCUGGAGAACACGCCAGUGACAGGGGGGAAGAGCUUGAUUAAGAGUGCACAUGGUGUGAAUAGUUUCUGAGGGUAAAAUGAGAUGUAUGGAGGCCCAACGUUGGGGAAUUAACUACAUUUUCUAUUUUUGUGUGGGCUACUUUGUGUUCGAUGUUCUUUACUGAUUAUCAUUCCUUAGCUGAUCACCUGAAUACUAUAAUCUUUAUUACAUUAGAUUUGGACUCAAUCACUGCAGGUUGUCGGGUUAUUUGCUGGAUUGCAGCUGUUCCACCUCUAGAGUCAUAAUGAGAACAAUGCACUGCGGGUUCAAGUAACCAGUAAUGUUGUCUUCAAUGUGAUUUUAAGAAAACAAAAUUAAUCCUACACUGAUCUACACGAGCUCUCAACAAGGUAAAUGAUGCACUACUGUGUUAGUGUUUCAAAAAUACUGGCAUGCAAUACAGUUUUUUUCAUGUUUAUCCAAGGCUGACUCUUUAUUUUUAUUUUUAUGAGACUCACUGUGAUGCAUUUGGAAAGAAAACUGAGCGUGUUACUCUAUUGGUGCAGCUUCAGACACAGAACACCAGACUGGAGCUCACAGAUCUUUCUGUUUUUUUGUUGUUUCUUGUCUCUUCCUGGACAAUAUACAUACUAUUUAAAAAAAUAAAAUAAAAAAAUAAAAUCAA
Messenger RNA from Solea senegalensis (Senegalese sole), 1685 nucleotides. RefSeq lists its product as uncharacterized. The record is from RefSeq and is a predicted model, not a curated record. The coding region runs from base 140 to 1090 and encodes 316 amino acids. The transcript has a single exon. Lineage: Eukaryota; Metazoa; Chordata; Actinopteri; Pleuronectiformes; Soleidae.